Messenger RNA from Pocillopora meandrina, 7891 nucleotides. Lineage: Eukaryota; Metazoa; Cnidaria; Anthozoa; Scleractinia; Pocilloporidae. The record is from the annotation of a GenBank genome assembly.
CGGUGUUCAAACUGAUAAAAUUAUCAACACACACAUCUGCUUCUAAGCGCAUGCGCAGCCCACCAAUAUAUACAUUCCAAAUACAACUUGUUUUCAAUUGGUGAGCGCUGUGAGUUGCUUGGUAGGUUGUCUUUUCUCUUACCAACCAGUAAGAAUGAAAGCAGCUGGCAUCUUGCUGACGAUAAUUUGAAUGUGAAAAGACAUCUCUAUGCGUUUUACGCACCAGAGAUCGCUGUUUGAACAAAACUCGGCUCACAAUAUUCAUUGGGCUCUGGCGAUUUCGCGGUGUCCGGUCAACAGCCCACGGUCGGAAGGAAUCGAAGUUGACUAUUGUCUCUAAAUUCACACUUAUAUCAUUCACAGAUGUAGAGUGCCACUAAACAUGUCCUACGCUAAAAGGCUUGCGCUUCAUUCGGGCGUAAUUUUUGUUACAUGGUGCGCUUUUCUACAACAGACCGUGAACGCAACUGAAGGAUGCCCAGGUUUAAGAACAGAUUGUAAACCGGGGAUUGUUUUGCCUGUAUGGGGAGGCAAUCCUUCUACAGGAGUAAUUGUUGGGCGAGCGUUUGUGUAUUUGCUUGCCUUACUGUUUUUGUUUUUGGGCGUUUCAAUAAUCUCCGAUCGCUUCAUGUCGGCUAUUGAAAUAAUUACAUCGAAAGAGAAGGAAAUCAGGGUAACAGACAAGCAAACUGGAAAGGAGCGAAUUGUUACUGUGAAAAUAUGGAACGAGACUGUGUCAAAUUUAACUCUCAUGGCCCUGGGAUCGUCAGCUCCCGAAAUUCUGCUAUCUGCCAUUGAAAUUUGUGGAAAUAAUUUUGACGCUGGAGAGCUCGGUCCGUCGACGAUAGUCGGUUCUGCAGCGUUCAACCUAUUGAUUAUCAUUGCAGUUUGUGUUUAUGUUAUUCCUGAUGGAGAAUGCCGCCGAAUCAAACAUUUGCGAGUGUUUGCCAUCACAGCCUCCACGUCAGUUCUUGCCUAUGUUUGGUUGUACAUCAUACUAGCAGUGUCGUCUAAAGAUGAAGUCGAAAUAUGGGAAGCUCUCCUGACUCUGGCUUUCUUUCCGUUUAUGGUCAUAUCUGCCUACAUUGCAGAUCGAAGGCUGUUGUUCUACAGAGCACUGAGAAAGGGUAGAAGAAAACAGAAGCGCGGAGGUAUGACAGUCAUUCAAACAGGCGAUUACGAUGUUGUUGGAGUUCAAGUAAAGGAUGGUUUUGUCGACGGAAACGUAGCCGAUGGUCGCUACCAACCUGGCGCCGCCGAAGCCGGACAACAGUUUGAUGAUGACGAGCUUCUCCAUGACCUGACGGAGGACAGGCGCGAAAAGGCCAUUCAAGCCCUAAAGGACAUACGACAGAAACAUCCCGACGCCGACCGUGAAACCGUUGAGCGAUUACUUGAGCAAGAAAAUUUGAAACUUCAACCAAAAAGUCGUGCGUUCUAUCGAAUCGAAGCCACACGCAAGAUGGUCGGCAGCGGAAAUGUGUUGAAGAUGAAGCACGAAAAACUUGAGAAGGCCAGCAGUUCCUUGGCAGACACUAAGAUGGAAAUGCAAGAUAUCGAGUACGAAGACCCACAGGUUGUCAGGGUUAAUUUUGACCCCGUCCAUUACAUUGUUAAAGAAAACUGUGGAAGUGUGUUUAUGAACAUUUCACGCACUGGCGGUGAUCCGAAUAACACGGUUUUCGUGGACUUCAGGACAGAGGACGGCACGGCAAAGGCCGGUGAGGACUAUGAGAAGACAGAGGGGUCAAUCUGUUUCAGGCCUGGAGAAACUUCCAAGACAUUCUCAGUCGUAAUCGUUGACGACGAUAUCUUUGAAGAAGACGAGCAUUUUUACGUCCAUCUGGGAAAUGUUCGAGUAGCUGGAGCCGAUGGGGAUUUGGUUCGCAACAAAUAUCGAGGUCCUGCAGGAAAAGUUGGUAAAGACGGAGUAGCUACAGUUACCAUCCUGGACGAUGACUACCCAGGGAUAUUCACAUUUGAGGAAGAGAAGCAUCAAGUGACAGAGGCAGAUGGAACCAUUAACAUUAAAGUUAUUCGCCACACUGGUGCGCGCGGCACUGUUCGUGUCCCUUACCAUACUAUGGAGGGAACAGCUAAGGGAGGAGGAGAUGAUUACGAAGAUGCUGUGGGUGAGCUUGAGUUUUCAAACGACGAGACUUGGUAAGCUGCUUUACAAUCUUAUACUCUUUAAUACAACCUAAUACACAAGUAAAUGUGAUCAGCUUUUGUCCUUCUGUACAUAUUUAAUAGGCCGAAAAAAUAAUUAUUACAAAGAGAGGUUGGACAUUAUUUACUUACAACCAGCUUCGUGCAAGGACUUUGGAGGUUUCACCUCUCUUUUUAGACCAAAAACAAAAAUUUUGUUAUUAUCGCCUACAAAAACCAAUUGAAGUGGUCAGAAGCAUUUUACAAAUCGGUCUUGGAUCAAUCGCUCGACUACGUUUAUGUAGUCCUUACAUCGUAACAUUCUUCCUCAUUUUGUCAAAUCUUCUUAAAACGACUACUGUUAAUUCGUGUAAAUUCAUCAAAUUUGACUUAUGCCGAUGAUGAAGCCAUCUUCGUUUUACAUCUAUCUGAUAUAUCGCUGACAGAUGCCACUGAAUUGAUUUGUGCAAACAAUGAGAUAACUUUGACGACACCACGUCCAUGUUAUGGUUUGUCCGACAACAAUUUAACGAUCCCUAAGAUAUUUUUCUUCGCCUUUUCCUGGGCAGGAUUUCGAGAAAAAAGCGUUUUGAUCAUUCCACCAAUAAUCAACAUAUCACUGAAUCAAUCUUUCCGUGCCAUGCCUGUAAAUUUUUCAAAUCAGCUUCUGUGGAUUUUUUUCUCUAUUUUUGUAUGUGGAGUGUUUUCUACUAAAAAAAUUAAUAUCUUAUUCUGAAGGAUAAUUACCAUCGAAUAAAACUGUCACCAUAUGGUAGUGUGGUAAAAGUUUGUGGAAUCCCUGAUCUUUGUAAGCGAAACAAAAACACACUUUGCGAUAGCAGUAGACACAUUUUCACAACUUUGGUCACAAUGCCGCACCAGUUGGCAAACUCUAAUUAAUGCUGUUUUUGUUUUUGUUGUUGUUGUUGUUGUUUUUUUUUUUUUACUCCAAACCUUCUUAUCGUUCUCCAUGCCUGACGGUAAGAUAUUUGAAUCAGCCCCAACAAAUUGAAAACAAUUGCUCUUGUUUCCUGAAACAUCACAAGCAAUUUGCAUAUUAAUACUCCUGAUAAACAGAGGCUAUCCCAGGGAAUGAGAUCUAAUGGAUGGAAAUUUUUAUCAAAGCUGUGAAAAGGCUAUAAGCAGAUAAACGUGUACGUAAGUGAUCAGAGUUUGUUUUGUACCACUCAUAUAGGUUUUUCCUUCUCUUCUUCUUAGAGCACAAAGCCUCAGAUAUCGUAAAUAUGAUUCCCAACAAAAGAACAGUACUAGAAAUGCUAUGGUAAUUUUAUGGCCAAUUAAGAUUUAAAAAGCAGGUUUUAUAACACAGGUCUAAUUUCAGCUAAAGAAUAGCAAGCUCAAGGUGACAAAUGAAUAAUGAUUCUUUAAUAUACAACCCAUGUUAAAAAGCCAAUGAGGAUGUUUUUAUCUUUCUAGACCAAUCCUUGUUCAACAUCAUUUUGAAUAAUUUGUUCUUAAUUAUGAGGGGUAUGGAAUAUUUGAUUAUUGCAGUGUUUUCUUUUUCAACACAUACACAUAGAGUAAGAGUAGGAGUGAGUAAGUAAGGCUUGUUUUCAUUUUUAAAUUUUGAUUUAAAAUACCAUACGAUACACUCGAAGAAGGCCAAAGGCCGAAAUGUUGUGCAUGAAAAGGCUGGAUCAGUCAAGUGUUUAUCAUCUAUGUUUCUGAACAACACUUGAUGCACAUUUUGGAGAAGAUAUCUGCUUUCUGUGAAUCCUCUUGCUGAGAGCUGUUCAUUUGGUAACCAUUUUACCCUCCAUAGGUAUACACAUGUAUUUAUAUACAUCUACAUUUCUUUUCCAAAACAUUGCAAUUUGAAAAUAGAUAUGAAAUAUAUAUACGUUUUCUUUUUCCAUUAUAAAGGUGUCAAAAGAAUAAAUUAUAGGGACAAUUUUUCAAAAAGAAAGUACAAUAACUGCAUUGAUGAACUAUGCAUCACCUUUUUGAUGAGGAAAGAAAGGUACAUAUAUUUUAAAUAUAGUUUCAAAUUGUAAUGGUUUUGAAAAUGGGUGUAUAUAUAUAUAUGUGUGUGUGUAUGUAUGUGUGUGUCCAUGUGGAUGCAUGUGUGGUAUACUAUAAAAAUAAAUACAGCUAUUACUACAAAUCACAAAGAUGUUUGCAAACAUCGGAAAAGAAAUCAAAACUUGGCUGAUUUGUUUUAAUUUUUGAGCAGAAUUUAAUUUAUUACAAUUUAAUGAAUUCUGGAAUAAGUUACAUUUAAGUUGUUUGCUUUUGCCAAAAUUGUUUAUCAGUGACUUAAAUACAUUAGCCCAGAGGAUGCCAAGUUACAUAAAUAUUUAACAAGAAAAAUAAAAAAAAAUAGUCAAUUAGGUAUUCUGGUUAUAGAUUUUACUUCAUAUCUUUCAUUUGGUUUGUAGAUAUGUUCUCAGUUUUUCAGAUCUUAAGUUCUCAUGUUGCUUUGCAACUCCCACAUAAACCUAUGUUUGUGGUGGUGCUACAACCUGUGAAAAAAUCAUAAUGAAUUGCUGGAAAUAUCACAUUUAUAAAAGAAUCUUUUUGGACUUUACCUUAAGGGUGGCAUUUCUUUGUCAGUUUGGGAUGUGAUACAUAACAGGUGUUGAUUAUUUUUACAACCUUUGAGUAAAGUAUUUUUUAAAAAUUUUCAAAGACAGCAUGCAUAAUUUUGGAUAAAGUUAUAAAGACAAAGUCUAAUUCUCAUUUUAAUUUCAAAGACUAAAUUUCUUCUUUGCCACUGAUGAUUCACACAAAUAAAUUAUUUUGCAAAGAACAGCAGUAAGAGGUUUUUUGAAUAAUGCAGAAUGUUGAAAAAUAAAUUUGGAAAGGUUAGGUGGCCUUAUCAUCUUGGCUUCAGUAGUUUUCCACCUUAGAAAAUAUUUAAUAAGAAUUUGGAAAGGGAUUUUUUAAUGACAGUGUUCACAUGAAUGUCUAAUUACAGUGAAAUUCCUGGCUGCAGUAGACAUCAGCUUUAUCAGCCCUCAGUUUAAAAAAAAAUACUGGACAGGUAUAUCAUAAUUUGGAAUGUACAGAUUUUAUCCUAUAUCUAAAAUAGUUCUAUUGCUAUUUGGUAUUCUGUGGUGAUUUGUAAUUAAAGGUGAUAAAAAUGAUAAAAACCCAUUUAUAUGAUGGUGGCUAAUAUUUGUGUGACUGAGAUGUUAAAACCUUAACUCUCAAAUCAAUUUUUAUAGCCUCCUCAUUUCCAGUGACUUAUGCUAGUACUUCACUACUCCCUGCUCUGAUCCACUUGUCAUUGAUCAGUUUUGCUCUCACAAGCUGUUGCCAAAGCUAUGAGAUCACUUCAUCAACACUUAGUGUCCUAAAAUCAUAGUUUUAUGUCUUAAUUUUACCAGGAAAAACAUUGAGAUCAAUAUUAUAGACGACGAAGAAUAUGAAAAGAAAGAAACCUUUUAUGUUCUCCUUGGGGAACCAAAGAUUGUCAAAGAUGAAGAUGAUGACAGUGGAGCUGGUACUGAAGUGGGAUAUGAUCCAGAAAAGGAGCGUCUUGAAGAACUGGGAAAGCCAAGAUUAGGUACUAAAGAUAUUAUGUAAAAAUAGGGAAAAGAAAAGAGAUAAUGUGCCAUGUUUAUAAGAGAACAAAAAGUUUUAUAUAUGCCAGCUAAAUUGUUGUACACAUCAAUUAACAUCACAUCAUAAACCCAGUUCUUUCAUUACUUAAGAUGGUUGCUCAGUUUGUUGCUUGAUAAAAACCACACAACUUUGUGUCAAUGCUAUAAAUGAAUCUUUUUACUUCUGUAUUUAUUUUAGGUGAUGUACCAAAGGCAGAGGUCACCAUAUUGGAAAGCAAAGAAUUCAAAAACACAGUGGACAAAUUGCUGGUCAAAGCCAAUCUAGCUCUUGUUGUUGGUACAUCCUCCUGGAAGGAACAGUUCACUGAUGCUCUGACCGUUAGUGGGAGUGGGGAUGAUGAUGACAGUGAUGAACCAACAACACCAACAUAUGGUGACUACAUGAUGCACUAUCUGACCGUCUUCUGGAAGCUGUUGUUUGCAAUUGUUCCUCCCACAGACAUCUGGGGUGGAUGGGCUUGUUUUGUUGCUUCUAUUGUAAUGAUUGGUGUGUUAACAAUGGUCAUCGGUGACGUAGCCUCACACUUUGGUUGUACCAUUGGAUUAGCAGACAGUGUUGUUGCCAUUACCUUUGUUGCCCUUGGAACAAGUCUUCCAGGUAAAAACAUAAAAAAACACUAGCAGCAGUGCUUACACUGAAUCUAACUCAUAACACACUUGUGACAUGUGGUGACCUAGUGACUAACAACUUGGUCUCUGUUAAAACUCCUUGUAAGGGUCAUUGUGUUGUAUUGUGAAACAGUGAGAGCCUCUUUCUAGGAGUGAAAGUGUGUGCAAUGAAGAGCUAGAUGAUGGAUGGGAAAUGGAGAGUAGGGAGCUCCUGCAUCCAUAAGUUGUAUUUUAUCUUGAUGCAAUAAUUUUUAAUGACUGUUAUGUUGAUUUUCCACAGAUACAUUUGCCAGCAAAGUUGCUGCAGUUGGUGACGAGUAUGCAGAUUCAUCCAUUGGUAAUGUGACUGGUAGUAAUUCUGUCAAUGUUUUCCUUGGCCUGGGGGUGGCAUGGUCUAUUGCAGCAAUAGCCAAAGCAGCAAGAGGUGUCAAAUUUAUAGUUCCUGCUGGUAAUCUUGGCUUCUCUGUAGUUAUAUUCUGUGUUACCGCUGUAACAGCAAUUGCUGUUAUGAUGCUACGUAGAAGUAAAAGAGUUGGGGGAGAACUAGGGGGUACCAAAUCUUAUAAACUUCCAACAUCACUUUUCUUUUGUUUCCUUUGGAUAUUUUAUAUUGUAAUGUCUUCUUUACAAACAUAUUGCCAUAUCAAUGUAUCCUUUUAGCUUUUUCCAAAUUAAGGAAAAAUGCUUUCUCUGUGUCAACUAACAACAGCAGUAAGGAAGAUCCUAUAAUAAUUAAAGGUUCUCAAAUAUCUUUGAUACAAGUAUCAGUUUGUAUUUUCAAAAUGCAAUUUUAGAGAUAGCUACAUAUAUUUCUGAAUUAUUACAAGCCAUAAUGGCUAACAAUGAUAUCAAUCAUGCAAACCAAAGAAUGAGCACCACGCCUAAAUAUAUGUCAUAUUCAAUGCCCUAAGACUUUAGAGAUAACUCUCAAGAUAAGGAACACCAUAUUAUUACAUAUCCUGGAUAGCCUCAAUAGAAUAACAUUCUUCUCGCCAUUUAUUAUAAGAAUAGUGGGUAAGGAACAUGGUAAAUAAUAACAAUCACCCAGAUAUUGACAGAAAAAGCAAUUUCCUGUACACCCUUUUUGAACGCUGUAACACGAAUAUGCAACUUUUCGUAUCUGGCCUAGGGUAUUUUAGUUUUCCAGUCUCUGUGUCAAACUCUUACUUGGCCCAGAAAUAAUAUCUAAGACAUUUUUCUCUUUCUGCACAUCUUGUCUCUUUUUUGGAAUUCGGGUUUUGCAUGAUGAUAAAUGUUGAUGAAAAUCAAUUCAAGCAGUCUCUACCAUUGUGAAGGAUGAGGAAGACAAAUGUUGAGAUGUUACCUUGUCUUAUUGUAUGCCUGUUACAUGUAUCUUCCUUCACAGCCUGGCAAACAGUGAUGUGAUAGUGACUGUGCAGUGAGGAUACUAUCAGCUGUACUAAUUUAUACAAAAUUUUCAGUUUAUAACAUCAGCUACCUAAAUACUUUAUUUUUAUUUAUAAUUUUAGCCUUUUCAACUUCUUGAAAUAAUAUUUGUCAUGAAUAAUUGAAAUUAUAAUGAUAAU